GAAGAAGAGUCAAUUAAGCAUGGCAGGCAACAUCAGCAACACUGCAGCUCCGAUAACUAGCUCUCUAUCUAAACUACAGUCUUUAAAUGGAACGUUCGCGAUAUAUAAAAAACAAGGGCCGACAUCUGCAGACGUGUUAAAUAAACUCAAAGAAGUUUUACUCAAAGAGGCUGGUGUAAAAAACCCAAACCCGCGAAAGAGGAAGAAGCAGAGCCUGAAGAUGGGACACGGAGGGACACUGGACAGUGCUGCCAGCGGGGUGUUGGUUGUUGGUGUUGGAAAUGGCACAAAGAUGCUCAGUACAAUGUUGGCUGGUUCUAAGAAAUAUAUUGCUGUGGGGCAACUGGGGAAAGCAACAGAUACUCUCGAUGCCACUGGCAGUGUGAUUCUGGAGAAAGACUUUGGACACAUAACCAGGUUAGACAUUGAGGAGAAACUGAAAGCUUUCACUGGUGACAUCAUGCAAGUUCCUCCACUCUACUCUGCACUAAAGAAAGAUGGCCAGCGUCUAUCUGUCUUGCUGAUGAAAGGUCACAAGGUCGAGGCCAAACCAGCUAGACCAGUCACUGUGUACAACCUGACCCUGCAAGAAUUCAAACCUCCUCUCUUCACUCUGGAUAUAGAGUGUGGUGGUGGAUUUUAUGUCAGAAGCUUGGUGGAUGACCUGGGAAAAGCUCUGUCGUCCUGUGCUCAUGUGAAGGAACUGACCCGAACCAAGCAGGGUCAGUUCACCCUGGAGGAGCACGCCUUACAUGAGGAGCAGUGGACACUGGAACACAUCCUGCGCUCUCUGCAGCCCUGCUCACAAUCAGAGCAGGGUGGCCACUGCGCAGAGCCACUAGAGGUUGACACCUGAGGAACACCUGAGGAACGCUGUCUGAACAGGGCCCAGAGAGAAAAGCUGGGGUUGCUGUCUGUUUCAUGGUUAGUCAUGACUCACCAGUGAAGAGAACAUGCUGUCUAAAUGUGAUGACGGGUUAUCCUGGAUGUUUUAAAAUGUGCUGUUGAGCAGGUGAAGUGGGACAAAUUGAGACAACUCUCAAAACCACUGCUGAUUCUGGACUCACGUAUUUACAGCCCCACUCAAUCCUCCACCCCAGCCUCUGUCUUCACCUGCUCAUGCCUCUAAUUGUAUUGCAGAGCUGGGUAAUAGAAACGGUGCACAAUAUACAUAAAUGUCACAAUUCAAAAAAAAUAUUUCUACAAUAUGAACAUAAGAAGUAAUACAUUGUGUUAGGGAAGAAUGCUUGACAAUGCAUCUUGCAAUGCAUGAAACAGUUUAUACUAAACAAAAAUUUGAGGAAAAUGUUCCACACUGCAGGAGUUAUUAUGAAUGAUGCUGGAAAGAUAUAAAAAUAUAUUUUUUUUGUAUAAUUUCCAUUGAAGUAGAGUUUCUGCUUGCAGUUGUGAAACAUCAGCAGAAACAUAAAAUUCAUUUCUAUAUGGAUAAUGAGAGAUAUAAAAAGGAGUAUUGUGAUGACAUUGUCUUCAUUGAGGUGUUCUUACAUGAAACAGCAGCAUCCUGAGAAAUACAUUUACAAAGCAGGUGAAACGCAUGAUGUUACCCAGUUUAUCUGGAGGGUUAUUUGUGGGAAUGCCAUGCUCUGAACAGUGCUCUUAACAAAGACAUCUGACAUGUAAAUGAAAGCUAUUUCUGUUCUUUCAGUACAGUGAGGAGUUUUUUUUUUUGGUGUUGUUUUUUUUUUCAAUGAAAGAUUGAUGUACUCCAGAUCUGAAGCACUUGUGUGUCCAUACAACAUGUUGAAGUUCUACACUUGAAGGUUAAAUAAAUUUUCAGUUGAUCUUUGUUAAAUACCAACAA
Epinephelus lanceolatus (giant grouper) is the source of this 1822-nucleotide messenger RNA. RefSeq names its product TruB pseudouridine (psi) synthase family member 1 (gene trub1). Lineage: Eukaryota; Metazoa; Chordata; Actinopteri; Perciformes; Serranidae. Gene Ontology annotation, molecular function: pseudouridine synthase activity; RNA binding. The record is from RefSeq and is a predicted model, not a curated record. Gene Ontology annotation, cellular component: nucleus. Gene Ontology annotation, biological process: tRNA modification; mRNA pseudouridine synthesis.